Molecule: messenger RNA, 854 nt
Organism: Durio zibethinus
Lineage: Eukaryota; Viridiplantae; Streptophyta; Magnoliopsida; Malvales; Malvaceae
Source: RefSeq, a predicted model, not a curated record
AUGACCUUUGCUGUCCAAUUUUGCUGCUUGACUGAGAGAUUAUUCAAUACAAAAGAACCACAACAAGGUGUGGAUUUGUUAUGGUUCCUGUCAAGUGCUGAUUACUUGUUACACUGCAAGUUGAGUCGUUUGAUUUCUUUUGCACCCGAAAUAAAUUGGAAGUCUUCACCUACCUCUCCCGAGCCCCUCUCCCUUCCGGUGGAACCCACAUCCUCAAACCCAUCACAGCCCUCCACUCCCUCACUCUCUUCCUUCUUUUGCUCAUCAAGGCCAUUGGCUGCACCCUUUCCAUCGUAUCUCAUCCAUCUCCAUUGCACCAUAUCAUUUGCUUCCCUCCUAACACACCUCCCACCCGGCCCCUCUUUUUUCUGGCCCAACAUCAUCAAUUUUUCCAAGAUUCUUGAAUUCAUAGAUACCCUUUUGAUUAUCUUAGGCAAAUCGAAGAACUUAGUAAGAUGUGUCGGACCGGUCUGCCAGAUUGUGCAGCUCGUGUUCAGCUUUCUAGUUUCUGUUUUGAUACUUCACCAUCAGUUUACAAGAUUAGGUUGUUCUGGAAUCUGGGGUCGGUGUUUCAAUGCUGUUUUCAAUGCCUCUCUUUUGGCACUCUUUCUUGACUUUGAUGGCAAGAGUUAUGCCAACAAAAAGGUUGUUGGUAAGUAUAAAGGCUCAUGAUUCUGUACGAUUUGGCAAAUUGAUUGAUCAUUUUCAUCCUACUAUCCUAGUAACAAUGUAACAUCUUUUACUUGUUUUUAAUGAUUUCGAUUUGUCCAUUAUUGUUACUUCAACUUACUCUGCUGCCCAUAGCUAGAUGAACAAAAAUCAAUUGAGAUAUUGCCGAAAUAGAAGUACCACUA